Messenger RNA from Dermacentor andersoni, 1085 nucleotides. NCBI's taxonomy places the organism in Eukaryota, Metazoa, Arthropoda, Arachnida, Ixodida, Ixodidae. The record is from RefSeq and is a predicted model, not a curated record.
UAGGCGGAGGCAAAAUUCCAGCUUUAGUACCGGGUGCCUGUGUUCGAAAACAGUGUUUGGGGAAUGCAACAGCAAUGUGCCACCAGUGCUGCGUAGUUUCGUACUUUCUAUCUGGAACGGAUGCGUGGGCGUUUUGCUUUUGUGCUACUAAAUGUAAGAGCUUGAAACACACGGGCACAGGACGGAACUGUGGUGUGCAGCUGCGCCUAUGUGUUUUGAGCUCGCUCGCCUUCCCUUCAGUUCACGGCGUUGUUUUACGCCGAGGUGCAACUGGCGCGGUUUCCAACGUGCUUAGGCUGGAUUUUAGCAAUUGACAAGAGCACGUGGCAGGAAAUGAAUACGUUUUGAGAGCAACUUCAUAAAUUUUAACCUUACUGCAAGUUCGUGCUGUUGUGUUUUUUUUUUGUUUCUCCUUUUUAUCAACACUGCUUACUAUCAAUAUUCAAGGCCUUCUAUACCACAUGCGUGCCUUUCGGAAAGCACGUGGUAUCCUUCCUGUAUUUUUUAGCGCCGUAUACGCCGUAUAUGUAUAGAAACAGGCCAGAAAAACACGGCACAAUAAAACGAAGCAGUGCGCCGAAGUGGUGCACCUCUGUCAAGGUGAUCUCGCGUAAAUACUGCACAUCUUGUAAAUCGACGGCAUCCGAAACAACAGUAUACACGUGAUACACGAUGUGGUUUCUGGCGGUGACGCUGGCGCUUGCUGCCACGAAAGGCGCUGCCAGCGGCACGUACUGUGGCACUAACAACGAAAACUGCGAUGCCUAUCAGGUUAUUUCGUCGUCCCAGUCGAAGUACUUUGGAGGCACCACAUCGGAGAUUGCUGAGUCCUCGUGCGUGGUCAUGGUCCCACAGUCUCUGGAUGAAGCCGGACGUACUGCCGACUACAUAUUUCUUGGGAGAGAGAACAGUUCGGUACCAUUCACGAACGAGACUACGACCCUGAUCGCGGGAAGCAGUCCUGGCUCUGAUUCUCUGACUGUUUUCUUUCCCCAAUGGGAGUAUACAAUGACCAUUAUCGCCAGAGCGUAGCACCUUCUUUAGAAUCAAGGCAAACAUGCCUAAAAAUGAAUAGGAAGAAUUGC